AUGGCCAUCAGUCACUUGAGUCAAACCGAAGCUCAACAAGUAGACAAUGAAUUAUUCAAUGAAUAUGCUUUCUCUGUUGAUCAACUGAUGGAGUUAGCUGGUUUAAGUUGUGCAGUGGCUAUCAAUAAAGCUUAUCCACUGAAAGAAUUAUCUAAAGCUGACGGUUCUAUACUUGUUUUCUGUGGACCAGGGAAUAAUGGUGGAGAUGGUUUGGUUUGUGCUCGACACCUUAAAAUGUUUGGUUAUAAACCUUCUGUCUACUAUCCACGUACUCCAACUAAACAGUUAUACAAAAAUCUAGUUGUUCAGUGUGAAAAGAUGGAUAUUCCCUUUCUUUCAAAUUUAACCAGUGAAGCACUUAAUAUAUCUCACUCUUAUGAUUUGUUUAUCGAUGCACUUUUUGGAUUUGGUUUCAAACCCCCUGUGAGUUCAGAGUUUAGUAAUGUCCUACAGAUCAUGUCGACGACACAAGUUCCUGUUGUAUCCAUUGAUGUUCCAUCAGGAUGGAAUGUGGAAACGGGGCCAUUAUUAGGAAAUGCCAACAAUAUACAACCAGACUGUUUGAUCUCGUUGACUGCACCAAAAUUGUGUGCUCGAUUCUUCAAGGGAAGGUAUCAUUUUCUUGGUGGAAGAUUUGUACCGAAUUCCCUAGCAAACAAAUACAAGUUGAAACUACCUGCAUAUCCUGACCAUCAGCUUUGUGUACUCCUGAAUCCAACAACUAAUGACAUGAAAUAG
Heterobilharzia americana is the source of this 738-nucleotide messenger RNA. The record is from the annotation of a GenBank genome assembly. Lineage: Eukaryota; Metazoa; Platyhelminthes; Trematoda; Strigeidida; Schistosomatidae.